Messenger RNA from Octopus bimaculoides (California two-spot octopus), 1763 nucleotides. RefSeq names its product sister chromatid cohesion protein DCC1. The record is from RefSeq and is a predicted model, not a curated record. Gene Ontology annotation, cellular component: Ctf18 RFC-like complex; chromosome, centromeric region; chromatin. Gene Ontology annotation, biological process: maintenance of mitotic sister chromatid cohesion; mitotic sister chromatid cohesion. NCBI's taxonomy places the organism in Eukaryota, Metazoa, Mollusca, Cephalopoda, Octopoda, Octopodidae.
GCUCAGAUUCAAUCUUAUUUUAGAUGCGAACAUUUCUAUCUGAAUAAGUAAUUAUUCUAAAUAAAUAAAUAAAAGUGCGGGAAAUAUGGCUGGUCAAACAAAUGCUGGUGGCAUUGACUUAAGAACUGCUGAAGAAGUCAAAAAGGUUUUAAAUUAUGCUAAAAUACAACCAUCUGAAUUUAAACCAUUUGUACAAUGUAUCAACUUCUCUGAGAGUCUUGAGAAUGAGAACCUCAAACUUUUGGAAAUCGAUGCGUCCAUCAUGGACUCCCUUGUUGAAGGACAGCAUGUUGUUAUCCGUGGUGACAAAGCAGAUGGAGCUGUACUCUGUACAAAAGAGAAGACGUAUGAACUAAAAGAAGCAGAAACCUCCAAUUCUUUACUCAUCUUGCCAGACUGUGUCACCGAGAAUCUGGCUUCUGAUGGAGAAUUAACUAUAAAUCAUCUUCAGGUUGUUUCUUCAUUAAAGACUUACUAUGAGAUGAAACCCUGCAGAGCGAAACUGGAAAAACUGCGACAUGUGUUGGAAGAAAAUAUUUACAGCGGUCAGGAGUGUGAAGAUGAUGAAGCACACCAGGGCAAAAAGUACACCACAGAGGACCUGCUUGAUAUUGUCCAGGCUAGUGAGAAAGAGCUGUUUGCAGGGUUGAAAAAGUUAAAUAUUUGUUUUAUAAACGGUUAUUGGCGCAUGCUUGACUUUGAUUUCAAAAGUCAGGUUCUUUCCCACAUCUUACAGCUGAGUGAAGAGGAAGACGGCUGGAUGGAUUCUGGAGUUCCAUUGGAUGCUUGCUGUCAAAUACUUGAGGAACUUUAUCUUAGAUGUGUCAUUGAACAUGUUCUCAAGUGCUAUACUGAUGAAGUUGAUGGUGUAACAGGAAAGCUUUAUAAAUUGAGUGAAGAUAAAGUCUGUGCCUUCUUCGCUGAGCUGACACUAAGGAAUGCUGGGAAGUUCAACUUGGCUGAGUUCUUGGAAGUCUGGAAGCAGUGUGUUCCAGAAGGGAUGACAACCAACCUAAGACAGACCGAAGGUAUAGCUUUAGUGAGUAGGGAAUCAAAACCAGAGGUUAUAUGGUACUUCUCUGCAGAAGACUUACCUGAAGAUUUGGCAGAACGGUUUUCAAUAUUAUUUCAAGCUCGUGGAAAAUGGACCCUGGAUGAAAUUACACCUUAUCUUACGGACCUGGAGACUGGGAAACUAGAUGUAAGCAGUAUGUUACUGAAAUAUGCACGUGCUUCAACGCAAAAUGCACAGAAGAUUUAUACAUCACGAAAACCAGUUUUAUGAAAGUUGAAGACCAAAGCAGAAUGGCAUCAACGUUUGAUUGAAUCUUUUAGAAAAUGCUGUCCCGAACCCAAAAGAUGACACAACAUUAUUGUAUGCAGACAUACAUACUUAUAUGCAUACAAUCCUUUAACCCUUUAGCAUUCAGAUUACUUUAUGGAUCUUUUUUAAAACGGGGACCACAUUUUUCAUUAACGAAACACUUUGAAACUUGGAACACUGGUAGAAUGUGUCAUAUAAAACAUCUUUUUCUCUUAGUCUUCUUAAAAAAAAAAGAAAUCCAUAAAUUAUUCCAUGUUAAAGUUGUCGUAUUUCUGUAAUUUCAACCAAUCACUGACGUCCAUUCAGCCGAUAUACAUUAAGUGCCGACUACAUAAACAAACAAUUCUGAAACAAUUAACCCUAACCCAAAUAAAACGAAGGUAUGGAGAUUAAAUACGCUUUACAUCGCUUAAUCAGCCAAAGGAGUAAAUGUAAACAA